CGUGCACGACGCGUGAAUGCCUUCGACAUGAUACGGACUCUGUUCUUCCUCAUCCUAUCUCUCACCCUUGCUAGAGCUCAGCUAUCUCUUCCUGACCCGCCCUUCCUACCCCCAAACGCCAGCGCGGGGACCGAACCAUCUAACUCGUCUUCCCGGUCUCCCAACGUUCAGUGGUCGACACUCCUGGGAGACGUGCUUUACUUCUACGAGGCUCAAAGAAGUGGGAAGCUUCCUGAUACUAACAGAGUCGAGUGGAGGAACGACAGUGCUUUGGACGAUGGAAACGAUGUAAAUCUUGAUUUGUCAGGGGGCUACUACGAUGCAGGAGAUUACAUCAAGGCCACAUAUCCUCUUAGUUUUUCGCUAAUGUCCAUUUGCUGGGGCGCUCUUGAUUUUGGACAAGGUUACGAAAUGGCCAACCAAACGGCCUACCUCGACGACAUGCUACGAUGGGGGCUUGACUGGCUUAUGAAGGCUCACCCCUCUGACGACACAUUGUACGUUCUAGUCGGCGAUGCCGACACCGACGACGCAUACUGGGGAGGGGACGAGAACAUCCCUACACCUCGUGUAUCCUACCAAGUGAACUCCUCUGACCCGGGGACAGACGCCUUCGCGCAGGCAUCCGCCGCUUUCUCAGCAUGCUCGAGCCUGUACUCGAACCGCACCUUCGGUGACACGGGCACCCUCAGCUUGCACAACUCCACGUAUGCAAAGACGCUUCUGGACCACGCAUCAAAGCUGUACGACGUCGCAGUGCACUCGGAGGGUGAUCAGCAGGUCUACUCAGACGUCGUGCCCGAAGUCGCCGACGCGUACGGCUCAUCGGGAUUCAAGGACGAGUUGACCAUGGCGGCGCUGUUCCUCUCCUGGGCGAAGGGCGACGACUCCCUGUUCGACGAGGCCAAGGACUACUGGGAUGAGGACGACUUGGGCAACAACCUGCGCGGCGUGUUCAACUGGGAUUCCAAGAUUCCGGGGCUGCCUAUCCUGUUCGCGCAAGUCAGCAACGCCUCCGGUCACGGAAACACGAACGAGUGGACGCAGAUAUCCGAGAACUUCCUCGAUGGUAUCCUCGAUAACAAGAACGGGGCCGAACUGACGAAGGGGGGACUCUUGUACUACGACGGCGACUCGGAUUCAUGCAGCCUGAACCCUGCUCUCAAUGCCGCUAUGCUACUUGUUAAGUACGCACCUCUUGCCUCCGAUUCUCAGCGUCAACGCUAUCUCGACUACUCAAAUCAGCAGCUCAACUACACCCUGGGCAAUAAUCCCAUGUCAAUCCCCUACGUGGUCGGCAUCAACCCGAAUGCGCCCAAGAACCCGCACUCUGCCAUGGCCAGUGGCGGCAACGAUAUCGAGAACAUCGAUACUUCGCCGGAGCAAGAGGCAUACGUUCUGUACGGCGCACUUGUCGGCGGACCUGACAAGCUGGAUGGGUUCUUCGAUAUCAGGCGGGAUUGGCCGCAGACAGAGGUCGCCCUGGACUACAAUGCCCCUUUGCUCACGCUCGCUGCCUACCAUGUUCAGUCUGACGAGAACGAUCCUUACUAUGUGACGCUGGAAGAGGGAACCGCCGUCAGGCCGAGGGGUGCGCCCUGCGAUGCGGCUAUUACCGAUGGGUGCUCGGCGAAGAUGUCGAAGGGUGGGAUCAUUGCGAUGGCCGUCUGCGUGGGGGUGACAGGAUUGUUCGUGCUGGGCCUGUUUGCGACGUGGUUCUACCUCUCUUGGACUUGGUGAUCGCAUGCUAGGACGUGAUGUAUAAUCUACCUCCUCUACUGUACAUGGAUCUAGGUAAUCUAGCUUCUACAUUGCCGUGUUGACCGCUUU
This is a messenger RNA of Schizophyllum commune H4-8, 1830 nucleotides long. RefSeq names its product glycoside hydrolase family 9 protein. NCBI's taxonomy places the organism in Eukaryota, Fungi, Basidiomycota, Agaricomycetes, Agaricales, Schizophyllaceae. The transcript is spliced from 10 exons. Bases 28 to 1740 code for a protein of 570 amino acids. Gene Ontology annotation, molecular function: hydrolase activity, hydrolyzing O-glycosyl compounds. The record is from RefSeq and is a predicted model, not a curated record. Gene Ontology annotation, biological process: carbohydrate metabolic process.